UCAAAAAAUAAAGUUGAGGAUGUUGCUUAGUGGUACAGCACUUGCCUAGUAUGUGCAAGGCUCGGGUUUAUUCCCCAGUACCAUAACAAAAGAAAAAUAGGAAAAUAGCUUUAUUUCAUCCUUCAGAACCGAAAUCAAAGGUGUGAUAAAAAAAUUACCAUUAAUUAAACACUCUCUACUUGAGACCUCUCCAACAUCUACAGUAAACCAGAUGUUGAAGUCCUUUUUGUGGCUUGUAAGAUUUGGUAUGCACAAUUAUUUUGCAGCACUUCCCAAACCCUAACUUUUUUUUAAAGCUUAACAUACAACCUAGUCAAUGAGAUGAAACCAACUUUAGAGUUGCUUGAGUCUUGGUACUGCUGUUCAUGAUAACUGGCAGCACUUUCUUCAUAGGGUUUACGCCCCUUCUAAAAACAUCCACACUCCUGUAGGAGAGAAGUCUCCACAGAGGGGUAUUUUUUAAGAUUAGAACUGGUACCUGUAGUGAGGCUAGACAGGCAGACCAGCUCCGGCCCCUGUUCAGGAACUGUCACACCUGUGGAAGCCAUGCGCAAUCCAAGGUCAGGAGAAGCUGAGGCCCUGGAAGAACCACUGUAAAGUAUCGGUCUACAAUGGACAGGAAUUUAAACAAAAUGGUCCUACAUCACAUAGAUUGGGGCUGCAAACAGCCUUAUUGCUUAUUGUAGGGCCACUUCCUUGGCCCUUUUCUGCUCUUGGGUCCCUAUUGUUCCCAUGCAAGUAAACCCCUGAUGAGAUGCAGGUGGAAGACCCCCUCCACAGGUGGCAGGUGAUGUCUCACCAAGAGGUCUCGGCGGUGGAACAGCCAGUUGCAAGGGAGGCCUGAAGGACAGGGAUCCCCAGUUCUAAAGCAGCCUUUAGCCCCCAGUCACUGAGGUUUACCAUUACGGCCCAUUAGGGUGGGACUGGGUGGAGCUGGUUCAGAAAAACAUUUCCUUAGGCAGGAUAAAAAUCUGAACCCAAGUUGGAACAGCGUGCCUGGCUCAGAAUUUUCCCCUCUGCAAGUGCAAAGCGCAAAAAGCAGUUUCUAAUCCUUGACAAGAGGGAGACCCCGUUCAUUUUACAGAGAAGGAAAAUGGGUCCAGAAAGGCGCAGCGUGACUGGAUUAGAACUCCGUCCGUAGCCCGCCCUUCCUAAGCUGCCCACCGGAGCCCGCAGCACCCUAGGCCACCCGAGGCCCUCCUCCGCGGCGGGGUCUGAGAUGUCUCGCACCUGCGACUUGAGAUGGCUGAGGGCCCCCAGGUGGGGUGGGCCUGGGCCCCGGCGAUUGGCUCGCUGGCCCGGGGGUGGGGGCGGUAAAGGGAAGGGGCGGCCGAGCGCGCAGGAGGGAUAGUCCUGGGCCGCCGCAGGCUAGGUCCCUGCCUGCGCAGCGCGGGCCUCGCGGUGACCCGCUUCUCGUCUCCCCCGCACCCGGCUCGGUCCACCAUGAACGCCGGCGGUCAGGGCUACCCGCUGGCCUCGCUCUACGUGGGCGACCUGCACCCAGACGUGAACGAGGCCAUGCUCUAUGAGACGUUCUCGCCCGCCGGCCCCAUCCUGUCCAUCCGCGUGUGCCGCGACGUGGCCACCAGGCGCUCGCUGGGCUACGCCUACAUCAACUUCCAGCAGCCGGCCGAUGCCGAGCGGGCACUGGACACAAUGAACUUUGAGUUGAUCAAAGGCCAACCCAUCCGCAUCAUGUGGUCACAGAGAGACCCAGGACUUCGCAGAUCAGGUGUGGGCAACAUCUUCAUCAAGAACCUGGAGGACUCCAUCGACAAUAAGGCUUUAUAUGAUACCUUCUCCACCUUUGGGAACAUCCUCUCUUGCAAGGUGGUAUGUGAUGAGCACGGCUCUCGGGGCUUCGGCUUUGUGCAUUUUGAGACCCAUGAGGCUGCGCAGCAGGCCAUCAGCACCAUGAACGGGAUGCUGCUGAAUGACCGCAAAGUCUUUGUUGGCCACUUCAAGUCUCGAAGAGAGCGGGAGGCCGAGCUGGGCGCCCGGGCCCUGGAGUUCACCAACAUCUAUGUGAAGAACCUGCACGUGGACACAGACGAGCAGGCCCUGCAGGACCUCUUCUCCCAGUUUGGAAAGAUGCUGAGUGUGAAGGUGAUGAGGGACAACAGCGGCCACUCCCGGGGCUUCGGCUUUGUCAACUUUGAAAAGCAUGAGGAAGCCCAAAAGGCUGUGGACCAAAUGAAUGGGAAGGAGGUGAGCGGGCUGCUGCUGUAUGUGGGCCGAGCCCAGAAGCGGGCAGAGCGGCAAAAUGAGCUGAAGCGCAGGUUCGAACAAAUGAAGCAGGACAGGCAGACCCGCUACCAGGGCGUGAACCUGUAUGUGAAGAAUCUGGAUGACUCCAUCGAUGAUGAGAGACUGAGGAAAGUGUUCUCUCCCUACGGAGUGAUUACCAGUGCCAAGGUGAUGACAGAGGGUGGCCACAGCAAGGGGUUUGGCUUUGUGUGUUUUUCCUCUCCAGAAGAGGCAACCAAAGCUGUGACAGAGAUGAAUGGGCGCAUCGUGGGCACCAAGCCUCUGUACGUGGCAUUGGCCCAGCGCAAAGAGGAGCGGAAGGCCAUCUUGACCAACCAGUACAUGCAGCGCCUCUCCACGGUGCGGGCCCUGGGCCGCCCCCUCUUGGGCUCCUUCCAGCAGCCCUCCAGCUACUUCCUGCCCGCUCUGCCCCAGCCUCCGGCCCAGGCUGCGUACUGUGCCUCUGGCUCCAUGGCCUCCAUCCAGCCUGCCCCCAGGUGGACAGCCCAGCCACAUAGACCUUCAUCCGUCUGUCCUCCAGCUGCUGCAAUGGUCCGGCCAACAGGCAUGUCUCGGCACCCCCGGGCCCAAGCUGGCAGUGUCAGUCAGGCCUCCACCCAGGAGCUCCACCCGGUGCACCACACCCAGAGAGUGGCCAACAUUGGUACCCAGACGAUAGGACCCAGUGGGGCGGGAUGCUCUACACCAGGCCGGCCUCUCCCGCAAUACAAAUGUCCCUCAACUGUACACAGUACCCGUGGGGUCCAGGAGCCUGCUGUGCACGUGCCUGGCCAGGAGCCCCUGACCGCAUCCAUGCUGGCUGCAGCACCCCUGCAUGAGCAAAAGCAGAUGAUUGGGGAACGUCUUUACCCGCUUGUCCAUAACGUACACAACCAGCUGGCCGGCAAGAUCACAGGCAUGCUGCUGGAGAUCGACAACUCGGAGCUGCUGCUCAUGCUGGAGUCUCCAGAGUCCCUCCACGCCAAGGUAGGUAGAGCCUGGUCAGCAAGACAGCCAAGGACAAGGCCUGUCCCAGCUAUGAGGCCAGAAGAAGUGGAUCUUCUUGCUCACACUCCUUGAAGGCCUGCUGAAUGUUGGUGUGGGAGAGGGCUUCCCCCCAUCUUUGGUACUGGGGAUUGAACCCAGGGGUGCUUUCCCACCAAGCCACAUCCCCAGCCCUUUAUAUUUUAUUUGGAGACAGGGUGUCUCGCUAAGUUGCUUAGGGCCUCACUAAGUUGCCAAGGCUGGCUUUGAUCUUGUAAUCCUCCUGUCUCGGCCUCCCAAGUUGUUGGGAUUUCAGGCAUGCAUCACCACACCUGUGGGAGAGGGCCUUAAUUGAGGGUGUGCUACUUGAGGUUUUGGUAUAAGGAACUAUAUUCUGACUCAGUAUAAGGGUUUUUUCCAGUGUCCAGCAGUGUACCUCUAUCUCGACAAGGUGACCACGGGGCAAGGGAUCUUGCAAGCAGCAGUGGAUGAGAGGUUCACAGACUCUUUAUCAUGCUGAGGUGGGGGAGGCCAAGGCCCUUUUGAGAUCCUUCUGAGAAGCUGUGUUAAGCCCCUUCUACUUGUGUCUCGCAGAUAGAAGAGGCUGUGGCAGUGCUGCAGGCACACCAGGCCAUGGAGCAGCCAAAGGCAUACAUGCACUGAAAUCAGGUGGGUGGCUGUGCAGGGAGGACAGGGAUACAGCAGCUGAGUUCAGAAGCAGCUGUGGACAACUGGAACUCAGGCUGCCUCUCAGAAACUGAGAGCCGUGUUAUGUUGUUGGCUUUGAGGCAUCGAGGAGGCUGAGGAAUCAUGAAGAGUCAGGGAGGUGCUCUUGUAGCAACUGCCCUACUGGCCUCAUGCAGAAUGGUCUGGGCUUCCCCUGGACACUGGCUGGCUCCAUCAGCUGAAUACUGGAUGUCUGCUAUCCUGUAGCAAUGAUUUUUUUCCCCCUUUCAUUCCCAGAAAAUGGAUUCCUUAUUCCUGUGGCUGUCAAGAGAAACAGGAUCUGCUCUCAGCUCUGAGGCCCUGUGAACUAUAACUUAUUUCCCAACUGGACUGAAUCUUUACUUGAGCCCUAUAUAUGGAAUGAAGGCUGUCACCAAGUCAGCCAUUUCCCUUUUGUUUUGUGCAUUAAAAGUGCUGCAAAAUCUGGCCUCUUAGGAGGCUUUCUUGAGCCUGAGGGAGUUGGGGGCAAAGAAAAGAGCAGACUUGACUGGGGCUUUGACGUAAGAAAUAGAACCCCCAAAAGCACUAACGUACACAGGGUGCAUACACUAGAACCGAACUGUCAGGAACUGAGUUAGGCUACUUGUAGUAGCUCCAAAUUAGAAAUGACUAGCCCAUCAGGAGUGCAGUGGAUGGUUAAAUGGGUAUCAUACAAUGGACUGAGAAAGUGGGAAAAAGCUACAGUGAUGUGUGGCAUUUCUGGACCCCUGGCUUGAGCAAACAGCUGGCAAACACCUGAGAAGCAAGAAAUUGCUUCCAGGCCCUGGGCUGCUGGAGGAGUUGUGUAAUUAAAUGUAGGAAUGUUAGGAUGCCUUCCCAGAUUGUGGUCUCCUUCCCCUGCAGGAAACUGAAAAGUCUCUGAAGAAGGUUCUUUGGGAUAAUUAGUCCUCACCUCCCAUCAGGGAUGUAGACCCCAGUUUUAUGACCUCCCCUGUAUCAGGGCAGCCAAAGGAUAAGGGCAAGGAUCACAACCCAGCACAUGAGUACUGCCAUAAGUUCCCCAGCAAUACAUCCAACUGAGUCUUCAAGGUUGUACUGAUAUUCUGUCUUAAUUCCUCUCUCUGUUCUCUAUAAAUGUUCUAUUUUUGGAGAUGAGACCUAAUUUGCCCAAUACUGGCUUCAAACUUGUGAUCCUUCUGUUUCUGCCUCCUGCAUAGCUCAAACUAUAUGCCACCACACCUGACUCACAAAUGCUAUUUCAAACUUUCUCCACUCCUCAAGCUUCUGGCCCCAUAUCCUCUGUGCAGAUUUUAUCUUCUCUUCAAAUGCUGAAUGCUAGAAUUUCUUCAGGCCCUUCUCCUCUUCGGUAUCUGAUAUUGGCAUCUUCAAUUUGCACCUGCUCUAGGAUGACUCUUGGAGACUCCUGAGUUACAAGUCUCAUUUUAUCUGCCAUCAACUUUUUUUGUUUUUGGGUGCUGAGAAUUAAACCCAGGGCCUAUUACAUGCUAAGCAAGCACUCUACUACUAAGCCACAUCCCCAGCCAUCUACCAUUAACACUUCCAACUUGUCUAAAAUGAAGCUCACGAUUCGAUGUGCCUCUCCCCCAAUUCUGUGGCUCUCCCUUCCAGUGGUCCGUGUUUUAAUAGAUGGCCCCACCCUCAUUCUGUUGCAAAAGCCCCAAUCUGAGGGUUCCCCCACCCCCUGUGCCACUUCACUUUCCUGCCUCAUCUUCCACAUGAAAUCUAUUAAUUUUGACCCCCCCACUCUCAUCUUUCUACUUCUAAAUCCACUAUCCCCACCCUAGUCCAAACUCAGAUGGACUCUGGCAAUAGCCUCUCGGUGGCUUCACUACAUCUGCAAUGACCAUUCUCCCAUGUCCUCCACCACACAAUCAGAAAGCUUGCCUCAGGAUGCACAUCUUUCCUCUCACCCUGAGAAAGACCUUCAGUAGAUUCCUACUGUUUGUGCAGGGUCUCAGGUUUUGUCCUUGCGCUCUCUGGCUCCCACAUGGGAAUUGGAAGAAGACUGUCAUUCCCAUGUAAUGACCUUGUCUUAGGAUAGGGGGUAGAAUUCAUUUAUGGCUAUUAAGAUAGUAAUAUUGAUAGGUUAACAUUUCUAGGAAAGGGACAGCUAUCACAUGUAGAAAUUUUAAUCUUCAUAGCCUCUCAGGAGAUGGACGGUGAUAACUUUCAAACACAGGUGAUGACAAAGCUUACCAUGACAUUCCCUAUGUUUAUCAGGAAUUUAAGUACCAAAAAAAAAAAAGGCCCCUUCGCCUGUGAAGGCCAAGGCCUGGCUGUCUGCUUCCACUGAGUCUAGAUGUGCCUUCUAUAGCUCUAUGUGGGUUGUGAUGGGUGUUGCCACUAAAUCUGCCUCAAAUCAGUGAAGCCCCAAAAGAAAUAUUAACGGGGUGUGGCUCCCCACUCUGACAAGGUCCUCUGGCCACACCUGGGGCCUAUUGGGUGUGUCUGACUCCUACCAUGAACUUGAGUCUAGAGGUCUGAAUAUUCAGAUAGCAAAAGACUCGUGCGUGCUUAAGCGCUGCUCCUGACCUCUCUUCACAGCUCAUGUUCCUUAACACCUUUGUGAUGAGAAGUAUAAGCCAAUAAACCUUUGUUUAAUCAUAAAACUUCUGCAUCGAAGUAAAACUAAUUUAACUAGGACCACAGCCCAGGAAGGGGAGGCAGCCCUUAAUUCUGGUCAAAUUCUAAAGUUCUCCAGCCUUACUCCAGGCCAUGUUGUGUGAACCUGAGUGGUAUUUUUUAGCCCCUGUGCUUCCUCGCCACGUCCUCCCAACUAGGACUUUUACACAGGCUGUUGGGUCUCGGCACACUGCUUUCAACACCCUCCCCCCUUCACCAGUUAACCUCUCACUUUAAAACACGUUCAAGCUUUACCUCCUCAAGGGCCCUUUUCCCUCCACUGUGGGAACCUCCCUGUGGAGGCAGGUAAGGUGCUGGUGACUAUUCCAUGCUGCUGUGUAGGCUGUGGCUUUAUUGGGGGUGAUUAUCUGAUGACUUCUUGCCUUCCCACCGGACUAUCAGCCCUACAGCAGGUAGUCUAUUCUUUGUUGCCUCCCCAGCACUGCGUGCAGCACCUGGCCCAUGCAGACAUUUGAGUAAAUUUGUUCAACAAACAGAUGAAAGCACAAGAAGCAGCAGCUUCU
This is a messenger RNA of Ictidomys tridecemlineatus (thirteen-lined ground squirrel), 7064 nucleotides long. The record is from RefSeq and is a predicted model, not a curated record. NCBI's taxonomy places the organism in Eukaryota, Metazoa, Chordata, Mammalia, Rodentia, Sciuridae.